Molecule: messenger RNA, 696 nt
Organism: Baudoinia panamericana UAMH 10762
Lineage: Eukaryota; Fungi; Ascomycota; Dothideomycetes; Mycosphaerellales; Teratosphaeriaceae
Exons: 2
Coding region: 327-530 (67 amino acids)
Source: RefSeq, a predicted model, not a curated record
AGCUGUUCAGUAAUCUUUGGGUUGUCGUAAUGACUACUAGUCAACCAUCAUCAACCGGAUGAGCGAUGCAAAAUCACACUAUCACACGGAGAACGCAUUGAUCUUUAUUAUUAAGUGUACACUUCGCCCGAGCCAAACCUGCCAGUCUCUGCGCUGUCCCUCGCCGAAUAGUCGCAGUGAAGCAGCUCUAGGACCAAUGCCACGCCCUCGGUCAACUAUGCAGAUGUGUAGGGCAUGACUGACACUACCGCAAGCUGCAUAAUAGGCGGACCGACUUAAGAACUUGAGUACCUCCCCUCUCCACGCCGCUCGAGUCUAGUUUCACCAUGCUCAUCACAGUGGCGUCCCACGAAGCUUGUGUCCAUCCCAACCGCUUGAUUGUCGAUGUCAGACACGAAGUACGCGGAGCGAAGGAAGGCGUCUCCGAGGAUGACAUAUCCAUGAUCGCCUGCAUCAUGGACGUUGAGACGGUGGGCUUGCGAGCGAUUGCUCUCCAGUCUUGGAUGACCAUUCAAGGGGACAGCUGGUGACGUGAGCUCGGUGAAAGGAGCAGAAAUUGUCGACCGUCAUCGCCGCUGAAAACAAAGCGAAGGCUGCCUUACCGCUACGUUAGAGCGCAAUCCACGUACCUGCUCUCGCUUGCGCCGGAGUACGGUGAGAUUUACUGGAACACGUUGGUGGGAAGAUACAUGGCCG